This is a messenger RNA of Siniperca chuatsi (mandarin fish), 1898 nucleotides long. RefSeq lists its product as uncharacterized. The transcript has 3 exons. The record is from RefSeq and is a predicted model, not a curated record. Gene Ontology annotation, molecular function: nucleic acid binding. The coding region runs from base 494 to 1720 and encodes 408 amino acids. Lineage: Eukaryota; Metazoa; Chordata; Actinopteri; Centrarchiformes; Sinipercidae.
CUUACAGUUUUUCUCAGUUGCUUUGGUACAUAUCUCAGAUCAGAAUUGAAAUUCUCAAAACUACCUGUUCAAUUCUCACAUCAUUGUGUCACUUGUGCACAUCAAAAAAGCAGUUUCUCAUUUCUUUGAACAAGUUGCAAACGCUUUGGUACAUCCAUGCAAAUGAUUAUGUACAAUUCUCUGUUGUUUCCUACAUUAUCAGUUGCUUAUGUCAUGUUGAUCAAAAUGUAUUAUAUUGGGUCUCUGUUGAAUAGUCUCACCCCCCACAACAUUUAGGCACAAGCUCAUAGCAUAAGUCUUUACAUGCAAAAUGGUUGAACAAGUUAUCAUAAUAUGUCAAGCAUAUUUCUAUACUUUCUAUAUUUCCAUUAGACUUUUUUCUAAAUCUGUCCUGAAUUGGUAAAUUGCUCCCAGGUGAAUCUUGACUUUCUCUAACGAAGGUGCUUCUCAUGAAGCAUCAACUAGCAGGUAUAUAUAUAGCCGGAGCAACAGAAUGUUACAAUGUUUGACAAUGGAAGGACAAGGAAUUGGACGGGGUCAACAGCCAGAGAGAAGACGAAGAAGCGGAGUGAGGCUGCGUGGUGGAGGAGUUGGAAGGCAAAACCGAGGAAGAGGCAGAAGAGGCCGAGGACAUAUGCGCGUUCCUGAUGAGAUUAGAGCCACACUCGUAGACCACGUUCUCAAUCAUGGGCUUACAAUGGCCAAGGCUGGUCGAAGGGUGCAGCCAAAUGUUGGAAGAACAACUGUGUCCUCGAUUAUUCAGACUUUUCGUCGACAGAAUAGGACUGCAAGACAAAUUCACAGGGGUGGCAGAGGGCCCCUUUUCACACGUGAACAGGAGGAGGCCAUUUGCACCAUGGUAAUAGAAAACAAUGCAAUAAGACUAAGGGAGAUAAAAAGUGCCAUUAUACAGGACAACAACAUCUUUCAAAACAUCCAAACAGUCAGCAUCUCAACCAUUGAUAGGGUGCUGAAAAGACACCAAAUGAAUAUGAAGCAGCUCUACACUGUUCCGUUUGAAAGAAAUGGUGAAAGAGUGAAGGAGCUGCGUUACCAAUAUGUACAGCGUAUAAUGGAACUGGAAGCAAGUGAACCACCGCGCAGCUUCCUCUACAUGGAUGAAGCUGGCUUCAACCUAACAAAACGUAGAAGGCGUGGUCGAAAUAUCAUCGGCCACAGAGCUACAGUUGAUGUGCCAGGCCAACGGGGCGGAAUCAUAACCAUGGGUUGUGCAAUCUCUGAGAAUGGUGUACUAACGCAUAUUCCCAUUAUUGGGCCAUACGAUACAGAGCGUCUUGUCACCUUUUUAGACACUCUCUACAGGGAUCUCAUCCCUGAACAAGAGAGGGGUCAGAUUGGAGAUGACCUGCCAAAGUAUGUGAUCGUUUGGGACAAUGUCAGUUUCCAUCAUUCCAACAUCAUCAGGCAAUGGUUUGCUGCCCAUGACAGGAUGCUGAUGGAGUUCCUCCCACCCUACUCUCCAUUCCUUAACCCCAUUGAGGAAUUUUUCUCAGCAUGGAGAUGGAAAGUAUACGAUCGUCAGCCACGUACACAAAUGACCCUUCUGGCUGCCAUGGAUGCAGCAUGUGACGACAUCACAGCAGAUGCCUGCAGAGGCUGGAUAAGACACUCAAAAAGAUUCUUCAUUGCAAGAGAAGAUGUUCGUUGUGAUGUGGAUGAGAAUUUGUGGCCCAACAGACAGGAUCGUCAAGAGAUGUAGGAAGAUUGUAAUUCCUUAAUGUAAUUUCUACAGCACCGCAUGUACAGUUUUUCCUAUGUUCACAUUUCUUCUUUAGGUUUUUUUUGUGUGCUAUUCAGUGCUGUCUUUUCAUUUCUGUAUCUCAAUGACAUGUUCUGUCAAUAAAAUACAGUACAAACAGUAAGAGUGUAAAUUUGAA